Molecule: messenger RNA, 1486 nt
Organism: Hordeum vulgare subsp. vulgare (domesticated barley)
Lineage: Eukaryota; Viridiplantae; Streptophyta; Magnoliopsida; Poales; Poaceae
Exons: 2
Coding region: 146-1348 (400 amino acids)
Molecular function (GO): protein binding
Source: RefSeq, a predicted model, not a curated record
AAAAAAAAGACGGAAACAGGAGUAUACGUAAAUAAUAGGAGUACGUUUGCAAGGGGGGCAAAUCUCAAUUCGGUUAAAACCAAUUGCCCCCAAACGAGAAAUUGGCGAGGUCCGCCGCCGCCGCCACCGUCUCGCGUCCCCCAUCAUGCCGCUCCCGGCGCCUGCGCCGCCACUGGACAACGACGACCUCCUCCGCAAGAUCCUGCUCCUCCUUCCUCCGCAGCCAUCCUCCCUCCUCCGCGCCUCCGUGGUCUGCAAGCGCUGGCGCCGCCUCGUCUCCGAUCCCGGCUUCCUCCGCCGCUUCCGCGCGCACCACCGGAAGCCCCCGCUCCUCGGCUGCUUCUACUUCCACACAUAUAUCGGUUAUGCCUUCACUCCCACGCCGGACCGGCCCGACCGCAUCCCGACCGGGCGUUUCUCCCUGCCGCAGCGCUGCCGCCACGCCCACGAGUGGUUGGACUUUGUGGGAUGCCGCCACGGCCUCGCCCUCCUCCUCGACAAGAGACGGCCCGAGGCCGUGGUGUGGAACCCCAUCUCCGGUCACCAGCGCCGGGUAGCUUUUCCACCAGAGUUUGGCAACGCCGGAGAGAGGGAGAUCCUAUACGCGGCGGUGCUCUGCGCUGCCGGCGACGACGAACCUGGCCAUGUGCACGGUGACUGCGACCUCAGCUCUUUUAAAUUGGCCUUGGUGCGAGGUGACCGAGAUCACACACGUUUAUCUGCGUGCCUCUACAGAUCCAAGUCCGGCCUGUGGGGAAAUGUUAUCUCAACGACUAAGGGCUGGUGCACAUUGUUUUAUUGGAGAAUGGCCAGCGUCUUGCUUGGCAAUGCGCUUUACUGGUAUGGUUCCCAAGUGAUCCAAGGCGACAUCCUUGAGUUUGAUUUUGAAACGCAGAAGCUUGUUACGAUCGAGAAACCAGUAGACCACGGUGGUUCCAGCUGUCAGGUCAUGCGGACAGAGGAAAAUAGGCUUGGACUCAUCAUGUUGACAGAACUGAGCAUGCAGUUAUGGGAGCGGAAGGUCGAUUCUGAUGAUGUUGCUACAUGGGUCCUUCAGAAAACCAUUGAUCUGCUCGAGCACCUUUGGCCAAGACAGACCGUUAAGGUCUUGUGGACCAGGAUAGAGGGAUACGAGGAGGAUCACAAUGUGAUGUUUCUGGGGACAUCUAGUGGCCGAUUCUGGAUCCAACCCGACUCCAUGCAGUUUGAUAACCAUUUCGGAACCCAGCCCGCCUCCAUCUAUUUUCCCUACACAAGUUUUUAUUCUGCAGACUGGGCAGCUGGUGAUACAGAUGAUGGACCUGAAAUGUCAAGCAGCAGUACAUCACUUGAUUGUCCUGUCAGAUAAGCUAUCAUAAUGUGUUCAAAUAAUCUUGCAAACUAUGAAUCCUCUGGAUAUUUAAGUUGUUCGCGACCUGUCUAGUAGAUUGUGAUCAAAUUUGUUUCAGUCAUAAACAAGCUGGGUAUUAUGUAGUAUUUUGUUGGA